Centropristis striata (black sea bass) is the source of this 1871-nucleotide messenger RNA. Its product is annotated as segment polarity protein dishevelled homolog DVL-3. The transcript has 15 exons. Gene Ontology annotation, molecular function: frizzled binding. Lineage: Eukaryota; Metazoa; Chordata; Actinopteri; Perciformes; Serranidae. Gene Ontology annotation, cellular component: cytosol. Bases 143 to 1732 code for a protein of 529 amino acids. The record is from RefSeq and is a predicted model, not a curated record. Gene Ontology annotation, biological process: canonical Wnt signaling pathway; intracellular signal transduction.
CAGGACGGACGGUGAAACAGGCGGACGGAGAGUGAGACAGGCAGACAGACAUACAGGCAGGCAGACAGACAGACGGACAGACAGACAGGUGUCUCUCUCAGCAUCUCUCUCCUCCGGGCCGUGCCGGGCCGUUCCGGACUCCAUGGGGGACAGCAUGGCGGAGACCCGGGUCAUCUACCACUUGGAGGACCAGGAGACCCCCUACCUGAUUCGGAUCAACGUGCCCGCGCAGCGCGUCACCCUGGCGGAUUUCAAACAGGUCCUGAACAAACCGAACCUAAAAUUCUUCUUCAAGUCGGUGGACGACGACUUCGGAGUCGUCAAAGAGGAGAUCAGUGACGACAACGCCAGGCUGCCCUUCAUCAACGGAAGAGUGGUCUGCUGGCUGGUGUCUUCAGAAACCUGUCAGUCAGACUUCAGGGGUUCAGACCUCCAGUCUAUAGCCACGCCCACCAGCCUGGCCCCACCCCCCAUAGAGAGGACAGGUGUGAUCGGAGACUCCAGACCGCCCUCCUUCCAUCAGGACGAGCAGCAGGGGUCAGAGGUCAGAGUCGUCUCUCCAGCAGAAGAAGAACGAGGCGGGCGUCUGAAUGGCCACGCCCCCCGACCAGCUGAUCAGAACGGGGCGGGGCCAGCAGGAGGUGACAGCUCGUCAACACCACAGAGCAGCCAAUUAGAGACGACAAGCUUCUGUUCAUCAGAGGAAGACUCAGGAGGAAGGUUCAGCCAAUCAACAGGCCGCAGCAGCUCCUCGCCGAGACUCGUCCGGCGCCAACGACGACGCCACCGGAGACACAAAACACAACCACGCAUGGAGAGGUCUGUGUCUUUCAGCAGUGUCACCGACUCCACCAUGUCCCUGAACGUUGUCACAGUAACUCUGAACAUGGAGAGGUAUAACUUUCUGGGGAUCAGUAUCGUGGGUCAGAGUAACGACCGAGGAGACGGAGGUAUUUAUAUCGGCUCCAUCAUGAAGGGAGGAGCUGUAGCUGCUGACGGACGCAUCGAACCUGGAGACAUGUUACUACAGGUGAACGACAUCAACUUUGAGAACAUGAGUAACGAUGACGCCGUCCGAGUCCUGAGAGAGAUCGUCCACAAACCAGGUCCAGUCACGUUAACGGUGGCAAAGUGUUGGGAUCCAAACCCCCGAGGCUGCUUCACCCUGCCACACAGUGAGCCGGUACGUCCCAUCGACCCCGCCGCCUGGGUGUCUCACACCGCUGCCAUGACAGGGAGCCUCCCGCCGCACUACGGCGUGCAGGAGGAGAACCAUCUCACAAUCCACAGUGACAUGACGGCAGUGGUGAAGGCCAUGGCCAAUCCUGAGUCCGGCCUGGAGGUCCGUGACCGGAUGUGGCUGAAGAUCACGAUUCCCAACGCCUUCAUCGGUUCUGAUGUGGUGGACUGGCUGCACCGGAACGUGGACGGGUUCACCGACCGCCGUGAAGCUCGCAAGUAUGCCGGGAACCUGCUGAAGGCCGGGUACAUCCGCCACACGGUCAACAAGGUGACCUUCUCCGAACAGUGCUACUACGUGUUCGGGGACCUCUGUGGAGAUGUGUCCGUUCUGACUCUGCUGGAUCCUGAAGACGACUCCAGAGGGUCAGACUGUGAGCCGCCGGCCCCGGCCCCCCAGUGGCCCCCGGCCUUCUCCUACCAGUACCCGGUGCCGGGUCCCUACAGCUCGCCACCCCCCCCUCCCCCUGCUGGGGGGCAGUCAGCACAGUGAAGGAAGUCGCAGCAGCGAGUCAAACUGCAGCAACGGUCUGAAGAAAGGUCGGCGAGGCAGCCAAUCAGAGCCAAGCAGACAGGAAGUGAGAGCGUCUUCCGACGAGCCACACGGUGCAGAUUCCCCCGGCGAUGCCCUG